UGUUAAGUCCCGACUGUCACGUGGUUUGUAUUGUGUGUUUGACCACCACAAUGACUAGCGACGUAAACUCUUUCCUGAAACAGCAUCCAGAGUUUCAAACAAUAUCAGAUAGAGAUAAGGUACUUUGCACAUUGACUGGACAUGAAAUGCCAGGCAGAUUAGACGUUCUUCAGCAGUAUGUGCAAGGAAAAAAGUACAAAAAGGCAAAGAAAAUGAAAGAGUACGAUUUCGACAAACACAGACCACAUCUUGUGCAACACAAGAAACUCACUGACUACCUGCAAUGCCAACUAACAAGAAGGAUAAUUAUCAAGAGUCCGGAUGCAGUUGAACGGCAUGUGUUAGGGAAACGAUAUCAGAAAGCACUGAGUCAAUGGGCCAGCAAAGAAUCAGGACACGAUGCUGGUUACUCAGAUUCUGAAACAGGAGAAAUUGAAAAUCAGCUGGAGGAAGGGGAAGAAGAGAAUGAAACUGACAGUGAAGUCGAUGAAGAGCGAGAUGAUUGUAGUGACCUCUAUCCACUAGAACUACUACAAAAAGAAGUGGAGUUAGAGCUCAAGAGUCAUAACAAGCGUGCUACAAAUGGACAGCCCAAUGGUAAAAAUCAUAAGAAAGCAAAGUCAGCUGACGAUGUACAAACGUCAGAGCCAGCUCAAUCAAACAGAAGAAAACGUAAAUCUCGCAUUCUUAAAAAAGCAAAACGUAGCAAACUGACUCAAACAGCAAAAUAGUUGCUCUAGGAAAAUAGCAGUUGCUCAAUGACCAAUAGCAAUGAUUUCUAGUCAAAUACAGUCAUACAGUUGAUUACUGCUUAGCA
Corticium candelabrum is the source of this 817-nucleotide messenger RNA. Its product is annotated as surfeit locus protein 2-like. The coding region runs from base 51 to 731 and encodes 226 amino acids. The record is from RefSeq and is a predicted model, not a curated record. The transcript is spliced from 6 exons. NCBI's taxonomy places the organism in Eukaryota, Metazoa, Porifera, Homoscleromorpha, Homosclerophorida, Plakinidae.